GGCAGGCAGAGCCGACGCAGAGAUCUCAGAGCCUGCGGGCUCAAGGCAGGGUGGAGGGAGGGAAGCAGGCAGGCUCAGGAGGCGAUGCAUGGCAGCCAGGGCUCUGAGGGAUGAGGAGCUCGGAGGCCAGGAGCAGAGAAAGGCGCUGAGGCGGAGGGAACAUCACGUGUACAGGCUCAGAAACAUAAAAUGGAGAUGCAUUUGGGGGAACAAGUUUUGGGGCGUCACUGGUGUAGGAAGUGCGUGAAGCUGAAGGCAUCAGAACAGUGGGCUGAGGGAGCCCAGCCGUUCUCCUGAGGGCCACGGGUAGCCAUAGAGAAUGGUAGAGCAGAGGCAGGGCACGCCGGAGCCCCGGGGCCCGGCUGGAGAGGGAUCCAGGAGGGACAAGGGGCAGGACCGGCACGUGAGCCGCCGGCGUGAGUGGCCUGUUUGGGAUGGCAGUUCCGUUUUCUCCUCCAUGUGGCGCUGACAGCCCAGCUUCCUGCUGAGUUAUUUUCAUCUGCUUCCUGUUUGUCCCUGGCACCUCGUGCGCAGCCUGUGGCCGCUGCCCACUCCCCCCAGAAACCGCAGUGCCAGGACCAUGCCUGGCGCUCUGACCUGCCCCCCCAGGCGCCUGCGCUACAGAUCAGGAAACUGAGGCCCCUCGUGGGGCCCUGACCCCGGCUCUCCCGGCCAAAGGGGGGCCUGAGCUGGGGUUUGACCUCAGUCUCCCAGAGGCCUCUCCAGAGGCCUGGCCCCUGCUGGGCGGGAGGUGGGAGCCCCCCAGGGUUAUCUGGUCCGGGCGGGGGGCCAGAGCGGCUUCCUGGGGAAACUGUCUAAUCUCAGUUCCUUUCCGAUCCCUGCACUUCCUUGGAGGCCAGGCCUGGGCGGGGCCGAGCCCGAGGGCGUCCUGUGGGAGGCUGGGACAAGGCAGGGGCACCCGUGUACCCGUGUACCCAGGGCCACCUGGAAGAGAGGAUGUGGGUUAAGUCCUGCGCUUCCUCUGCUCGGCCUCCUCCCCUGAGCCUCAGGUGUCUCAUUUGUGACAUGGGGCCGUCAUGGGGCCUGCAGGAUAGCCGACUGUAGCUGGCGUUCUCGGCACUGUGACGGGGGCGAGAACAGUGAGCGCCAAGGUGGGGGACGGUGCAGGGCCCCCCCGCCCCGCUGGGAGCACCUGGGCUGCCCGGGGCAGACCUCCUCGAGGCCCGCCGGCCACUGGCCCACGAGUACCUGGGUGAGGCCCUUCGUAUGAUGCGUCAGAUCAUCUCCAAGUACCCGCUGCUGAACACCGUGGAGUCACUCACUGCUGCUGGCACCCUCAUUGCCAAGAUCAGAGCCUUCCAUUAUGAGUGCAACAAAGAGUCUGACAAGCAGGAGUUUGAGAAGGCCCUGGAGACCAUCGCUCUCUCCUUCAGUAACACCGUGUCCGAGUUCCUCAUGGGGGAGGUGGACAGCAGCACUCUCCUGUCAGUGCCCCCUGGGGACCCCAGCCAGACCAUGGAGAACCUGUACGGACCGGGCAGCGAGGGCGCCGCCCCCAGCGCGGACGACUGUGAUGCGGGCGGCCUGGCGCCCGAGGAGGUGGACAUGCUGCUGCAGCGCUGUGAGGGGGGUGUGGACGCCGCACUGCAGUAUGCCAAGAACAUGGCCAAGUACAUGAAGGACCUCAUCGGCUACCUGGAGAAGCGGACUGCGCUGGAGAUGGACUUUGCCAAAGGCGUGCAGAAGAUCGUGUACAACUGCAGACAGAGCUUCAUGCAGGAGCCGCACAUGCCCCUCCUGUCCAUCUACUCCCUGGCCCUGGAGCAGGACCUGGAGUAUGGCCAUGGCAUGGUGCAGGGGGUGAGCACGCUGCAGACCCAGACCCUCAUGCAGCCCCUGAACCUGAGGCGGCUGGAGCAUGAGAAGCGCAGGAAGGAGAUUAAGGAGUCAUGGCACCGUGCCCAGAGGAAGCUGCAAGAGGCGGAGUCCAACCUGCGCAAGGCCAAGCAGGGCUACUCGCAGCGCUGUGAGGACCACAGCAAGGCUCGCUUCCUGGCGGCCAAGGCCGAGGAGGAGCAGGCGGUCACUGGGCCCGGGGCCACCGCCUCCAAGACCCUGGACAAGCGGCGGCGCCUGGAGGAGGAGGCUAAGAACAAGGCAGAGGAAGCCAUGGCCACCUACCGGACCUGUGUGGCCGACGCCAAGACGCAGAAGCAGGAACUGGAGGACACCAAGGUGACGGUGCUGCGGCAGAUCCAGGAGGUCAUCCGGCAGAGCGACCAGACCAUCAAGUCGGCCACCAUCUCCUACUACCAGAUGUUGCACAUGCAGACGGCCUCGCUGCCGGUGCACUUCCAGAUGCUCUGUGAGAGCAGCAAGCUCUACGACCCAGGGCAGCAGUAUGCCUCCUACGUGGGCCAGCUGCAGCGGGACGAGGAGCCCGACGUGCGCUACGACUUUGAGCCCCACGUCUCCAGCAACGCCUGGUCCCCGGUCAUGCGCACCCGGAAGGGAAGCCUCGUCAGUGACACCACGGGGGUAGAGGCCACGGGCAGCCCCGAGGAGGAAGGUGGGCCCAGCGAAAGCGCACUUGCCAAGGAGCGCAGGGGUGGGCGUGGACACCAGGUGCACAAGUCGUGGCCCACGACCAUGUCAGACUCGGACGGCAGCCUGGACCCCAGCCCUGGCUCAGGGGACUUUAAGAAGCUGGAGAGGAUGUCGUCCAGCGGCACCAUGUCGUCCAGCGAGGAGCUGGUGGACCAGGAGGGCAGCGCAGGGGCGUCAGCCUUCGAGCAGGCUGCCCUCAAUGGCAUGGCCCCCGAGCUGCCGGUGGCCGUGCCCAGCGGACCCUUCCGCAACGUGGGGCUGUCCAAGGCCGCCCGCACACAUCGGCUGCGGAAGCUGCGCACACCAGCCAAGUGCAGGGAGUGCAACAGCUACGUCUACUUCCAGGGCGCUGAGUGCGAGGAGUGCUGCCUGGCCUGCCACAAGAAGUGCCUGGAGACACUGGCCAUCCAGUGUGGCCACAAGAAACUCCAGGGCCGCCUGCAGCUCUUCGGCCAGGACUUCUCCCAGGCGGCCCGGAGCAUGGCCGACGGCGUGCCCUUCAUCAUCAAGAAGUGCGUCUGCGAGAUUGAGCAGCGGGCGCUGCACACCAAGGGCAUCUACCGCGUCAACGGGGUGAAGACGCGCGUGGAGAAGUUGUGCCAGGCGUUCGAGAACGGCAAGGAGCUGGUGGAACUGUCACAGGCCUCGCCCCACGACAUCAGCAACGUCCUCAAACUCUACCUGCGGCAGCUGCCCGAACCUAUCCUCUCCUUCCGCCUCUACCACGAGCUCGUGGGGCUGGCCAAGGACAACCUGAAGGCGGAGGCAGAGGCCAAGGCGGCGUCGCGGGGCCGGCCAGACGCUGCCGAGAGCGAGGCCGCGGCCAUAGCCAUGGCGGGCCGGCUGCGGGAGCUCCUGCAGGACCUGCCUCCCGAGAACCGGGCCACUCUGCAGUACUUGCUGCGGCACUUGCGCAGGAUCGUGGAGGUCGAGCAGGACAACAAGAUGACUCCAGGGAACCUGGGCAUUGUGUUUGGACCCACGCUGCUGCGGCCAAGGCCCACCGAGGCCACCGUGUCCCUGUCCUCCCUGGUCGACUACCCCCACCAGGCCCGCGUCGUGGAGACCCUCAUUGCCCACUAUGGCCUGAUCUUCGAGGAGGAGCCCGAGGAGGUGCCUGGGGGCCAGGACGGCACGUACGUGCAGCGGGCUGAGGCCGCGGUGCAGAUGGCGCACCCAGAGGCGAGUGCGGGGGCCGCCCUCCCCCUGCAGGAGGAGGCCGCGGACGGGGGCCCAGGUGAGCGGUGGGGACGGCCAGGCAGGCUGCUGGGCGGUGUCCCUGGGCGCCGCGCGGCUGGGGGUUUGUCUCCCACGGAGAGAGCUUGUCUGACCUGCCGCAAAUACCAGCCAGGAGAUAGAUGCCUUUCUGAGGUGCUCUGUAGACACAGAGGGGGUACCCUGCACACGGCAGCAGCCCCGUGCGCCCCGUGCGCGGAGUCUGCCCCUCUGGCUGUGGGCGGGCGGCGCCGGGGCAGGGAGCCGGGCCUGGUGAGGGUGGCAGCAUGUCAGGCGGUGGGCCCCAGGGCCCUCCUGGUCACGACACGUCGUCUGUCCCGUCUCCCCCCGCCCGCGCCUCCCGCCUUUCCUGACCUCCCAGAACCCCAGGUGGCCUCCAAUGACUCCGACUCCGAGGCGGAGGAGGCCUCAGACCUGCCGUCCCCAGCGGACGGGGGCGCCGUGCACCGCCUCAGUUUCCCGGAGAAGCCGGGCAGCGAGGCCAGCGUGGAGGAGGGCCGGGGCAGCCGCAGCAGCAGUGAGGAGCAGCUGGGGGCCGCGGCCGGGGCCGGGGAGGGCCUGGCCCAGCAGCUUUCCGAGUACAACACCAACCAAUGCAACAACACGGCCGAGGUCCGGCUGCCCGCCAUGAGGCUCCGCGGUGGGCGGGUCGAAGCAGGCUCAGGCCAGGAGAGGCAGCCGGAGUGUGUCUAGCUGGGGCCCUGCGUGUCCAGUCCCCGUGGAUGUCCAGGCCCCGCGAGGCCUGCUCCAAGCCCAAUGCACCGAGGACACUGCUGGCUGCCUUUUCCAGAAGCUUCCGGGAGCAUGGGGUGAGGCUGAGGCCUGCCCCGUGUUUGCCUGCGUGCUGGGGGCCAUGUGGACAGAGAAGCCACGUACGCCCCUGCUGAGUGGCCCUGACCUCGGGGCCAGCCACCCCACCGGCCACUGGGCCACCACGGAGGCCACGCUGGAAGCCAGAUGGCAGGGGCCAGGAGGCAGCGUCGGGCCCCGGAGGGUGUAGGCACGCGGUGAGGUCUGUCCUGGGUCACAACGUAGAUUUUCAAAUGCACAUUUAUUUUGCUUAAAAUAAAGUUUUAAAUCUGA
This is a messenger RNA of Mirounga angustirostris (Northern elephant seal), 4887 nucleotides long. It is a transcript of the gene ARHGAP45, whose product is annotated as Rho GTPase activating protein 45. Gene Ontology annotation, molecular function: GTPase activator activity. NCBI's taxonomy places the organism in Eukaryota, Metazoa, Chordata, Mammalia, Carnivora, Phocidae. The record is from RefSeq and is a predicted model, not a curated record. Bases 1228 to 4497 code for a protein of 1089 amino acids. Gene Ontology annotation, biological process: activation of GTPase activity; signal transduction. The transcript is spliced from 21 exons. Gene Ontology annotation, cellular component: membrane.